Molecule: messenger RNA, 6220 nt
Organism: Gasterosteus aculeatus aculeatus (three-spined stickleback)
Lineage: Eukaryota; Metazoa; Chordata; Actinopteri; Perciformes; Gasterosteidae
Gene: kcnj5
Product: potassium inwardly rectifying channel subfamily J member 5
Biological process (GO): potassium ion import across plasma membrane; regulation of monoatomic ion transmembrane transport
Cellular component (GO): plasma membrane
Molecular function (GO): G-protein activated inward rectifier potassium channel activity
Source: RefSeq, a predicted model, not a curated record
AGCGCACACGCGCAUUCUACAUUCUUACCAUCUCUUCACUCACCCACUCUGACUGACUCCCUCUCUCCCUCCAUGUCUCCCUCUCUCCAUCUUUCACGCACGCACACACGCGCGCAUAGACACACAUGCACAGGCGGACCCCCCUCUCUCACACAGGAGUAGAUAGAGAGCGGGGAAGAGCAGAAGGAGCUGGGCGGCAGGAGAGAGGCAGGAGGGCGGUUGUCGACUGAACAAAGCCAGGAAAGGAGCGCGCAUUCCCGGGGAGAAGAGCAGCUGUGAGAUGCCUGGAAGGGAACCUGCCAGCAACUCCUGCAGAGACCCGAAGAUGUUGAGCUUCAGCUGAGGAUGGCGGGAGAUUCUCAAAUCCUCAUGGACCACAACAUGGAGAUAGGAGUCACGCCUGCACAGGUGAGGAAACUCCCUAAACACAUGCGGGAGGCUCAGAUCUCGACUGAGCGAACCCACCUGAUUUCCGACCCGGCCAAGAAGCCACGUCAACGAUACGUGCAGAAGGACGGCAAGUGCAACGUUCAUCACGGAAACGUGCAAGAGACCUACCGAUACCUCAGUGACUUGUUCACGACGCUGGUGGACCUACGCUGGCGUCUUAGUCUCUUCAUUUUCACCUUGGUCUAUAUAGUCAACUGGCUUUUCUUCGGCUUUCUGUGGUGGCUGAUCGCGCUCAUCCGUGGGGAUCUGGUGCACGCUGAUGAGGAGGGCUGGACCCCCUGUGUGGAGAACCUCAACAGCUUUGUCUCCGCCUUCCUCUUCUCCAUCGAAACAGAGACCACCAUAGGGUACGGUUAUCGCGUAAUCACGGAGAAGUGCCCCGAGGGUAUCAUUCUGCUUUUGGUGCAGGCCAUCUUGGGUUCCAUCGUCAACGCCAUGAUGGUGGGCUGCAUGUUCGUGAAGAUCUCACAGCCAAAGAACCGCGCCGAGACCCUCAUGUUCUCGCACAAUGCUGUCAUAUCGGUGCGAGACAACAAGUUGUGCCUGAUGUUUCGUGUGGGGGACCUGAGGAACUCUCACAUCGUGGAAGCGUCGAUCCGAGCGAAGCUGAUCCGCUCGCAGCAGACCAAAGAGGGGGAGUUCAUCCCGCUCAACCAGACUGACAUCAACAUCGGCUUUGACACGGGAGACGACCGGCUUUUCCUGGUGUCGCCCCUGAUCAUCUCUCACGAGAUCAACGAGAGGAGUCCCUUCUGGGAGAUGACUCUGAUGCAAAUGGAGAAGGAGGAGUUCGAGAUUGUGGUUAUCCUUGAGGGCAUGGUCGAAGCCACAGGGAUGACGUGCCAGGCCCGGAGCUCCUACCUGGACACGGAGGUGCUGUGGGGCUACCGCUUCACACCGGUCCUGUCCCUCGAGAAGGGCUUCUACGAGGUCGACUACAACAACUUCCACGACAUCUACGAGACCAACACCCCCAGCUGCAGCGCCAGGGAGCUCGCCGCCAAGCUCCGGGACGGCCCGCUGCUGCCUCAGCUGUCGCUCCUCAGCCCCGACCCCAAAACGCACAGUACUUUUGACCGCCUCUCCGACCGGGACCCGCUCAGCCCAGACGAGGACAAGGAGGAGAGAAAUUCAGGGGGCGGCGAGACCAACGGCUCGGCCGCCGCUCUGGAGGACCCGCCCCUCGCCGACGGACUGCCCGACUGAUGGAAGCGGCGGCCCGAUCGGCCUGGAGCUCCCAGGAGAGCCUGAGGCCAUGAGGACAGGACAAUGUAACGCUUCAUUUAGUCAACGGCCAGCUUGUUCCAUCGCAUCGCCCCGGGGACACAAGACGCGCGUCUCCGGCCCCCGACUCGUGCAAUGCUCCUCUACUAGAGCGUCAAUCUAUAGCGUAGAUGGGUUUUGUAGAUACGUAAGUACGCAUACACAGACACACGUACGGCAUCUAUAGCCACACUAAAAGGCUGGUGGUCGGAUUGUCUUUUUAUAAUCGGGGAGGACCUCUUACUGCUGGAACAGCUGUAAGUUGCAUAAAGGUGAAGCUCAAACCGGCAGCCAUGGCAGAGCGCCGGGGGCUUAUGAGGGGGGCCCCAGUACUCUCAUUUAAGAGUGUUUUGAUUCAGCUUCAUUUAAACGGAAUCACUCGCACAACACAGCAGCUUCUGAGUGAUAAUGGAACCUUGUUAUUGACGGUUUUUGUUUUGUUUCUUUUUCUCUGGCCCUGUUGUUACUAUUCUGUGUUUCUGAAACCGAAUUCACCCAAGCAGGAAUUACAUAAUGCUUCUAAUUGACAAAGGCGAGAGAGAGUCUGUUCUCUGAACAGCAAUGUUAUCAUUUGUUCACACUUUCUUUGUGGUUGUACUCUGGUGGGUCGCCUCACUGAGUGUCUCCCCAACACACCGGGUGGCCUGACCUAAAAUAAACCAGCGAGUACCUCAUUUCAUACAGUCACCACAAGUCAAAUGCUGUUAAAAGGUUUUGUUUUGUAAACUUUUUGACUGGUUUAAAGGUGUAAUUCUAUUUCAGCAACUACAACAUUAAUUCCAAACCCUUCUCUUGGGAACAGAAAGCACAAUCGCCCACGAGGUGACACACUGACCCCCGACCGCGCAGCCAGCGACGCGCUACCGGCUAAUGCACGUCGGUCCUCCUGCAGAGAGGCAGUACAUCAAAUGUAGGUUCAAAUAUUUACAUGGAUGAUUUACUUGAAACAUUUUUGAUUUCUACACAGCGCACACAUUCAUAUUUCACGUGCUCCACAAGCAGAACAGAAUCGUUUUGUUUUAAUUAUUUAAAAGAUAUUCCAACCACUGAGUCCAGUGAAGAUAGAAGCAGGUUUUCUGUCUAAUCUCACAGCUGGCCAAAAAUUUGCCUUUUUUCCAAUUACUUCCUCUGAACCGUUCAGACGCUAUGAUUUGAACCCUCGUUUGCCCUCUCGGUUCCGUUUGCUCUCUGGCCCCCGUCCCACAACCCGCCGCUGGGCCUUUUGCUCUGCGGCCAUUGUGACGGGUGUUCUGGAAGCCGACCCGUGUGUCCUGUUGGGAGCCACGGUAGAUCUGACACGUGUCAGAGCUCGCAUGCACGCAUCGACCCCUCCGCGUCCCAUCGCCGAGUACAUUUCAUACAGAAACACAGGGUAUUUUCUAGGCAUGCAAAUUAUGAGAUUUAUACAAUAUAUUAUCAGAUAGUGUAUUACUAUUCAACUAUCAUUUGUCGAAGGAUAAAUUCCUGAUACUAAGAUCAAUUCCCUAAUUCUCUGUUAUUACGUUUUUGGGUUGUUUUUUUUCACAGAGGCUUGUCCAAUUAAUGUAUUUAUUUGAACUGUGACUUUGCAGCAUCUUACUAUGUAUUACAUUUUAAACGAUACAUUUGCCAUCAGCAGGAGAUCAUCUUUCUUUGCUGUCAUCUGUUGUCUCUGUGUUCUCAUGGGAAUAAACAUAAUAUGGUCGAAAGAACAAAAUGUUCCUGUUGGAUGAUGUGUGCAUGCACGGGCACGGACUGCUUGCGAGUGUGUAGUUAUUUUGCACGUAACUUUGCAACUGAGGAUUGGAGAGUUUCGGUUGCCACGCGUGACACGUUAUCAGCUGCACUGUGACAAAACACAGAUUUAUAGCCGCGGAUCUGUGUUAAGCAACUGUGUCUGCAGCACAAAAAGCUGAAAACUGGAUUAGGUGCGUAUCAAAUCAAGAAAAAGAGACUUAACCGACCUUUUAAUUAUCGGCACAAAACAAUCUUGUCUUGUACCGGACCUCGGGGGGGGGCGAUCUGCUUAAUGCAAUGCUAGAGAACAAAUAUAACGGAUAACAUCAAGAACUUUGUCGCAGCCUUUUCCCUGUUUAAAUUUGAAUUUCUUAAUCGAAAUGAUGCACCCAGUAAAGCGUGGACGUGUAUCAGUGGCAACCUCAACCCACUCUGUUGUAAAUUGUUGCCUCGGCCUCAAAAGACAAAUGACCAAGAGUUUGUCUUGGAUUGCAUAAUUGCGGCUGUGGGGUCCUCGGGACCUUAACGGCAUCCCCGAGUCGGCUUUGUGUGUUGGAAGACUGCAAUUACACACACACGCACAACCACAGGAAGACACAAUCCCAGCCGGCAGACUGAUUAAGAAGGCCGGCGCAGCUAAUGACCAGUGACAGAGGAAACAGAGCCCAAGUCAAUGGCGUAAUCGUGUUUAUUCAGCGUCUACAGAGCGCAACCCGUCAUAAAAUGAAACUUGAUGUUACAUUUGGUGUGCGGUGUGUCAUAGAAAUUCACUGAAUCACAGCAACGGGCUGUCAGGGCUAUUCUUGUCCGAACUAUUACAUUUAGGGGCUAGAUCGUCAGCAAGCUGACAGCCCCUGAUUCAAAUCUGAAUAAUGUAGGAUGGAGAACAUGAUGCGCCAUUGAAUGGUGCAUUGAAAUAAGUACUCAGAGCAGGUGCAUGUUGGUGAGCAGGGGGUGUUUGUGUGGGGAAGUGUCGGGGGGGGGGCGGCGUAAUUAAUAAUCAAAAACCAAAAGCGCACGUUGAACACACAACAAAAAGCAAAUGUAUCCAUUUAUACAUGUAGGUUUGACGUGACUUUUUCACAAUGAAAAAAUUAUGAAAGGAGAAGAACAAAGAAAGAUAAAAUGACUAAAGCUGAUGGAUGGCUCCGCACCAACAGAGUAACUAGCUAUUAUCCUUUCUCUCUCCAUAGCUAGCUGAUGCUCUUCCCUUCUCUUUUAAAAUAAUGCAUGCUGGAGACAAAGAAAGGAAGCAUAUAGGCCAUUAACAACUGUGUAGUCAGAACAAAACAUCCUGCACAGUUAUGGGCGGAGUGAAACAAAGGAAGCGGGAGGAAUUUCGCUCCGAUGCAACAAACUGGUGUAACCUCAUCCCACCUUCUUGCUCCAUCCGUUAUCUCCUUAUUCUGCAUAAAAAAACGGAAGGGAAACACACAUAGACACACGCAACAGUGUUUUCCACGUUUAUCAUUGAGAGCCUGCUGAUUUUUCAUUUCCACCCUUCAGAGAAACAUUAAGCUACCAAACCCAAUUGUUCCUCCUGAAGCAACUGUGACUCCCGUCUGCAAUUAUAUCUUAUUAAGCAUUCAAAUAUCCUCUUACGUACUGUAAUGUCUUCACUCCCUUAACAGCUCCCACUGCUAUAAGAAGGAUGUACGCGAGUGCUUCAUGUCAUUUGCUUGUGUCCUCUUAUUCGUGCUUUGCAGUCACCCCUCCAUGUGUGCGAUGCACAGGCUGAAACCUCUUUUGCACAUAAGUCUGCACGUGCAGCCGUCUGUUGCACGUGCAGAGCGAGCGGGUUGGAAUCUUGCUCUUCUCGCGCUUUCGAUCGGCAGAAAAGCUGCAAGCCUUCCGGCAUCCAGCAGCGACCAUGUUAUGAAACAUUAUGUAACACAGCUUCACACAGAGCAGGCGAUCCGAUCCCUAGAAGUCGACGUAGCUCAGUCUGCUGCUUUGUUCGGUCGGUGGAAACCGUUUUUUUAGGUAAAUGCAGAUUUUUUGCCGGCGAGCAUUUUCAGAAAUCGCUGAAAUUCGGUCAAAAAAAACAAUACCCCCAUAAGGGAGCCGCUCAUCCAUCCAAAGCGUGGCUGAGUAGAAACUUAAGCACUGCGAGGCUCGUCCCUUUCGUACCGUAUGAGAGGAGCUUGAUAGAGAAUCUCUUUCUAGUGUUUCCACAGUUUGCACAGACACCGAGGGAGAAACCUUUGCCUUUUCCCGGCCAGGAGACGGAGGUCUGCCCUUUCAUGUGUUUGGCCGAUGGCAGCCUUUGAUGAGGGUCUCUAUGGCCCCCGAGUGGCUGUGGCUUCAAAUUAAGCUGGUCGGGCUUCUCCCGCUGAGAAGCACUGGCAGGGAACACCGAGAGCUCAACAAUAGUGUCACAUCGCCUUCCUGUUUAUUCCUCUUUUGCACUUUUGCGAAGAAUGCUUUUGCUUUCCUGUCUUUCAGAAUCUGCAGCCAUUUGUUGCCACGUGUGUCACGUGCACAGGAAUUCGUCUUGGUCGUGGUUUUGCAGUCAAUAACGUCUCCUUUCAUUUCAGAAACCUGCCAUUCUCACACACCCUGUAGCUGCCCGCACCGUGUUCCCCAUUCCCUCAUUAGCACCCCUGCACAUAGGCCAGCCUUGUCUCCCAUAGUCAUUAGCCAGAUAAUUGAAUGUAUGUAAUGUUCCGGCCUUGGUUCCUGACCAAUUUGUCUCACCUGCCUCUUGCCUGCUUGAUUCAUUGUUGCAGAUACUUGCUUAUCUGUUGCCAAACUCUGCCUUGAUCUCCAAGUAAAAGAUUGAUGCUUCAAA